Messenger RNA from Durusdinium trenchii, 300 nucleotides. The record is from the annotation of a GenBank genome assembly. NCBI's taxonomy places the organism in Eukaryota, Dinophyceae, Suessiales, Symbiodiniaceae.
AUGAUGACGACCAUGGUGAUCGGCGGGUCAAUGGUGACGCCAAGUGCGGUGGAGACGCUACAAAAGCAGGAUGGAAAGGUGCUGAGUGUCAAGAAGCAGAUGCACUUCUUCGAUGGCGCACGUGCUCACGAGGUGAGAAGCCGGUGGUUCUACCCGAAGAAUGGUUUUGUGAACCGGAGGGCGGAGCUCCCCGAACGGCGCGUCUCCUUGGCGCAAGCAGACCUGUCGACCUGUCCCGUCAGCCAGGCAGAGCUUGCAAGCCGCAAAAGCGUGACUUGGCUGUGGUAUCCUGCGAAAUGA